Messenger RNA from Vanrija pseudolonga, 621 nucleotides. RefSeq lists its product with no specific name. The transcript is spliced from 2 exons. Gene Ontology annotation, molecular function: mitochondrion autophagosome adaptor activity. The record is from RefSeq and is a predicted model, not a curated record. Bases 28 to 423 code for a protein of 131 amino acids. NCBI's taxonomy places the organism in Eukaryota, Fungi, Basidiomycota, Tremellomycetes, Trichosporonales, Trichosporonaceae. Gene Ontology annotation, biological process: mitophagy.
AUCACAUCACACAUCACACCCACGACCAUGGCCUCUGCCGCAACAUACCCCGACACCCUCCCGGACGUCUCCUCCGCGCGCGCGCAGCACGCCCAACAGCGCCGCGAGGCGGUCCGGCAACGCGUGCGCGCGAGCCUGCCGCCGCUGCCGGAACUGCGCUUCGAGCAGGCAUACCUCCGUUCCGUGCUCCCCGCGCUCUCGCCAUCGCAGAAGAGCGACGGCAGUGCGUCGGUCGCGAUUGUGCGGGGGCACGGGGUGGACGUGCAGUGGGGCAAGGUCGCUUGGAUCACGGUUCGGGAUCAGGUCAUCUCGCCCCUCCUCCAAGGCGUCUUCUGGGGCCUGCUCGGCAUCGUCGCGGGCGGCGCGCAGACGUCCCUCCGCGCGGCGCUCGGCUGGCCCUCGGCAAGCAAGGCCAAGGCAUAGGGUGUGGACGGAAUGGGCGACGGCGUGAUAGGACGGCGCGGCGCGUACGGCGCGAUACGGGAUAGGAUCAUAGGGAAGACUGGACGACAACACGGCAGACACAAUACGAUAGAGGGCAAGAUAGAAGCAGCAGCAUCUCGGCCCGGCACUGGCGUGCCGGCCCCUUUACACCCCGCACCCAUGCAUAUGCUAGCUGGC